AUACAAAUCUUUCAUUUCAUUCUCUUUAUAUAUGUUAUAACAACCCACCAUUUAGCAUCUCUAAACCAAUCUUGAAGAAGAAAAACAGCAAAUAUUGGAGAAGGAAAGUUUAAUUGCAAUUUUACUGAAUCAAAUUAUUAGUGAAAGAAAGAUGGAGUGUGUUUUGGCUCAUGAGAAGGAUUUGAAUCUCAAGGCAACAGAGCUUAGAUUGGGUUUACCAGGGGGGACAGAUGAAGAAUCUGACAAAGAAAUUGCCUCAAAUUUUAUGAAGAAUAACAAGAGGGCUUUGCCUGAAGAUGAAGAUUGUGAAUCAAACUCCAUUUCUGAUCCCAAAACCCCACCUGUUGCCAAGGCACAAAUUGUUGGGUGGCCACCAGUGAGAUCUAACAGGAAAAAUAGCUUCCCACCAUCAAAGAAUACAGAAACUGAGUGUGGGAUGUAUGUCAAAGUUAGUAUGGAUGGUGCCCCUUACCUUAGAAAAAUUGAUCUGAAAUUGUACAAGGGUUAUCCAGAACUGUUAAAGGCCUUAGAGAAGAUGUUCAAGCUGAGCAUAGGUGAAUAUUCAGAAAGGGAAGGGUAUAGAGGGUCUGAAUUUGCCCCUGCUUAUGAAGAUAAAGAUGGUGACUUGAUGCUUGUUGGAGAUGUUCCUUUUGAAAUGUUCUUAUCAUCAUGCAAGAGGCUAAGGAUAAUGAAAGGAUCAGAAGCAAGAGGCUUAGGAUGUGGAGUUUGAGAAGAAGAAUUAGAGGAUUAUAUUAUGAGUUCUUCUCUCUUUAAGCAGGAAAAAGGGGGUCUUUUUCAGCUUGGGUUCUCGAGUUGCAAGAAUCUGGAAAUUUGUUUUCACUGACUGGGAAGUGCAAAACAGAAGAAAGAGCCUAACCAUUUGCAGUUUUGUUUUAAAGGGGUAAAAUGAUACUCUUAUUCCUAUAUGUUGUGCAGGCUUUAGAAACCAUGGUGGUUUCUAUAGAUCCUUCAGUGUAAUAAUAGCAUUGAACAUAUGAAUGAAGAAUGUAUUUUCUAUGGAAGAAAUUGUACAGACACAGUAUUCUCAAAUGAAAAUGAGAUCUUUCCUUUGUUCUCUU
This is a messenger RNA of Solanum dulcamara, 1079 nucleotides long. Its product is annotated as auxin-responsive protein IAA4-like. Gene Ontology annotation, cellular component: nucleus. Bases 152 to 730 code for a protein of 192 amino acids. Lineage: Eukaryota; Viridiplantae; Streptophyta; Magnoliopsida; Solanales; Solanaceae. Gene Ontology annotation, biological process: regulation of DNA-templated transcription. The record is from RefSeq and is a predicted model, not a curated record. Gene Ontology annotation, molecular function: protein binding. The transcript has 3 exons.